AAGCACCGAAAGUCACGGCGGAUCUGUGACUUCUCUGGUUGGCGAGAGAAAAGCAGUCAAAGAGAAAGAGCAGUUCAAAAUGAGACAAACAACACACUAAACCGCUCACAGCUGCUGGAAUUAAUUGCCUCGUGAUGCUUUGGUCGUCAAUGCCAGGGCGUGUCCUCAGGCGUCAAAUUUUCCGAAACUUUUUUUCGCCCUCCUUGUCAAGGGGAAUACAAAAAAAAAGAAAGAGGGAAAUCCGAUAAUGCGAUGGGGGGGGAACAAAAAGAUGGAAAAUAAAAUCGAAAAAAAUAUGGAAAGACAAGAGAAGAAGAAAAAAAAAAAAAAGAAAAAAGUAAUGAGAAAAAAAGAAUUGCCACUACCCGGGAUCAAAAGCAAAAGCCCAAGAGAGUUGGAGUAUGGGCGAGUUGACGGACCGGUGAUGGUGUUGGUGAGGGGAGGAAAAAAGGGAAAUGGGAAAAGAAACAGUGAUUUGAUCAAAGAUUCGAGAUUGGAGGUUAAGGCAGGGAGGUGGUGGCCCGGGAGAUUAUUGGGGGAGUGGAAAGCACGCACGCCAAACGGCACGCAGAAAAGCCGGAACACAGCGACCGCUUUAGUUCUGGUCUGUCCUUUCCGCGGAUCCGCCAAGUCAACGAAUUGGAUAGAUCGGUCAGCGUGGAUUGUUUUGACGGUGAGAUCUGUUGAGAAUGCUGGUUCGAUCCGUUAGAAUGGAUUCGCAAUAUUAUAGAUCGGAGGUAGACCGCAGAGAAAAGUCAUUCCAUCUUCUGCAGUCAAAACGAAGAUGUCAAACCAACCAGGGGGGAAAGAAAAAAUAACAACAAUAAGAAUAAAUUAAAAGAAA
This is a messenger RNA of Aspergillus alliaceus, 844 nucleotides long. RefSeq lists its product as uncharacterized. Lineage: Eukaryota; Fungi; Ascomycota; Eurotiomycetes; Eurotiales; Aspergillaceae. The record is from RefSeq and is a predicted model, not a curated record. The coding region runs from base 248 to 709 and encodes 153 amino acids. The transcript has a single exon.